UGCCGGACAACUGUACAGUCGGUCCAACUCAGCCACACUUUUUGUUCUGAACUACAUCCAUCGGCAUCGGCCUCGACGUCUUCAAGAACACGAAUCGGACAUCGCGUCGUGAAAAAUGGCCGACAACUCUGCACCCGUCACACUGCGCACUCGCAAGUUCAUCACAAACCGUCUCUUGGCCCGCCGCCAGUUCGUGCUGGACGUCCUACACCCCUCCCGACCUAAUGUUCCCAAAAAUGAGCUCAACGAGAAGCUAGCUGCUCUCUACAAAACGGAAAAGGAACGAGUCGUGACUUUUGGGUUCCGAACACACUUUGGUGGAGGUCGGAGCACUGGUUUUGCUCUCAUUUACGAUGAUGAGGCGUCCCAAAAAAAGUUUGAGCCCAAGUACAGGCUAGUACGGUCGGGAUUGGAGACCAAGGUGGAUAAGGCGUCUCGCAAGCUGCGGAAAGAGCGCAAGAACAGAGCGAAGAAGUUCCGUGGGACCAAGAAGUCCAAGGCUGCCGAGCCUCCCAAGAAGGGCAAAUAGUCGUCUGGGAUUUUCCCAUUUGCUCUUUCUUUUCGUCUCGGAAUGCAUGGCUCGAAGCGAAGCGUCGGGUGCUCGUAUGAAUCCAUUUGUAUGCCCCAUAUCUUUAAUCUCCAUGAAUCCAUGCAUAUGACAGACGAAAGAAAAAAAUAUGAUCUGAUCUAAAUUAGUAGUUCAUACAUGGGUAUAAGUAUGCUAUUACAUGUGUCUGAGUCAAGGUCAGCCAUAGAUAUCAUUAGAAAACGGAUUUUUUAUGAAUGAUUUCCGGAUCUUCCUGGUAUUCCUCAGCUGAUACCCACAUCUGUGAAGUGAAGCGAAGCGGUUGUCAAUGUCAGCUGUUGUCUGAAAAC
Molecule: messenger RNA, 876 nt
Organism: Guyanagaster necrorhizus
Lineage: Eukaryota; Fungi; Basidiomycota; Agaricomycetes; Agaricales; Physalacriaceae
Exons: 5
Coding region: 116-529 (137 amino acids)
Biological process (GO): translation
Cellular component (GO): ribosome
Molecular function (GO): structural constituent of ribosome
Source: RefSeq, a predicted model, not a curated record